CCCGCCUUCCCGGAGACGAUAAUCCGGCCACGGGAAGUUUAUUCCCACACUCCCACUCUCCAAUCAAAAUAUAGUCAAUUUCUCUUUAAACUGCCCUUCAGUUCUCAAAAUUCCAUGGUAGCUUUAUGCGUUAUGCGAGAAACCUAGGGUUUCUUUGUUCACUUUUCCCUUGUUGCGACAGAGGCAAUGGUGGGAGUGAUGGCGGCGGUUUCCAGAGCGAAACUCGCUAGCCGAAUCAACUCAAUUAAGCAAAGCGGUUCCGCUGACAUGGGGACGAAGCUGGACAAGUUGCGGAGGCUGCGUGACGAGCUCUUAGCCGCGGAUUCUGUGCUGCUCGUGGACUUCCUCUCCCCUAUUCUUGACCUCCUUUCAGACCGUUCUAGCCCAGUCCGCAAAUUCAUUAUUCAGAUGAUUGGUGAAAUUGGUUUGAAGCACUCGGAGUUGUUACCUGAUAUUAUACCAGCGCUGAUAGCUGCUUUGAAAGAUGAUACACCAGCUGUUGCUCGACAGGCCAUCACAUGCGGUGUUGAUAUAUUCCGCUGUUCUCUGGUCAAAGUUGCCAUCCAGGGCUUGUACUCAAGUGAGUUCAACGAAUCACUGAAAUCAUCAUGGGAAUGUGUGCUAAAGUUUAGAGAUGAAAUAUACUCCAUGGCCUUUAAGGUGGGGAAUGAUGGUAGAAGAUUGCCUGCAUUGAAGUUUGUGGAAUCAAUGGUGCUACUUUAUACCCCUGAUCCUAAUGGCUCUUUGGAGCCACCACCUGAUCAUGUUUCUGAAGGGAAGUUUGAAGAAUUCAAUGUCUCAUGGCUGCGCGGUGGACAUCCAAUACUCAAUGUCAGAGAUCUAUCAGCCGAAGCAAGCCAAAAUUUGGGUCUACUGCUGGAUCAGCUGAGAUUCCCUUCUCUGAAAUCACAUAGUUAUUUGGUGAUGAUUGUGCUAAUUAAAAGUCUUUCAACAGUUGCAAGGAAGAGGCCUGCCUUUUAUGGUCGCAUACUGCCAGUUUUACUUGGAUUGGACCCUUCAAGCUGUACUAGCAAAGGCUUGCAUCUUGCUGGGGUUCAUCAUGCUCUGAGAAGUGCUUUUGAGUCUUGUUUGAACUGUACACACCCUGGUGCUGCACCGUGGCGGGAUCGCCUUGUUAGUGCACUUAAAGAAAUUAAAGUUGGAAGACCAACUGAACAGGCUAGAAAUGAAAUAUCAGAGAACAAGGGAAGAGAAGAGUGGCCAGGGGAUGCAUAUGUGGUUCAAAUUCAUGAGAAUGAAAAACCUUCUGUAGCAUUUGUAACUGAACAUAAAAAUGCUGGUAGAAAAAGAACUGGAGUGCUAGAUUCAUCAGAAUUUACUCAGGAUGACAUGUCUGGAAAGCGUGCCAGGUCAACACCUGACAACUUAAAGGAACCAGGACAUGAAAUCAGCGGGAGACAGGAGGGGGUCUCUUCUAGUGGGCAAACACCAUCCAGAGAGGAUUCAGAUAGUGGACCUGUACAGCAGCUUGUGGCAAUGUUUGCUGCAUUGGUUGCUCAGGGCGAGAAAGCCAGUGCUUCUUUGGAGAUUCUCAUCUCUAGCAUAUCAGCUGACUUGUUAGCUGAAGUAGUUAUGGUUAAUUUGCGGAAUCUUCCUCUGCAAACCCCUACAUCUGAAGCGGAUGAAGAGCCACUUACAGAUAUGGUUGCCUUUCCUGAUACCCACAUCAAACAUUUGUCUUUGUUGCUUAGGGACAUACUUUCAGAAUCUAUUCCUCUGGAGAAAGAAACGGGAACCGAGGAUCCUCAUCACUCGGUAUCUAGUGGGCUUCAGCAAACUCAAGAAGAAGAGGAACCGCCGGCGACUAUUGCUGAUAGUAAUGUUGCAUAUGAUGAUUUGAAUCGUGCAAGGCAAGAAACAGUGCAUGUCAAUGAGUCUGUUUCCCCUGAAGAGAUUCCAUCUGCAAUGGAGGCUGGUUAUGGAGCGAUCACUUCUGUAGUCAUUGAAAAUGAAGGUGUGGGAAAUGAAAUACCUGGACUUGCUUUAUCCACUGAGGAUGAUGCUUUGCCUGAAGAUGCUGCUGUUUUUCCAAGGGCCUUGACUGAGUUAGAAGAUGCCAAUCUGACUGAUUUAAAUGAUGCCAAUCAGGAAACAUUUACUAAUUUAGGUAGGAUGCCAAUAGAAUUAGACAAGACGCAGAUAGAAUUAGCUCAAUCAUUCUCUACCGAUCGGUCUGAGGAGCUUAGCCCUAAAGCAGCAAUCACGGACACAAAUAACAUGAAUUCCUCUACUGCAACUUCUGUUGGGUUAUCUUCCCAGUUGGUUCUGCCCAAGAUAUCUGCCCCUGUUAUCUGCCUUGCGGAUGAACAAAAAGACCAGUUACAACAACUGGCUUUUGUGCGCAUUGUUGAUGCUUAUAAGCAGGUUACUGUUGCUGGAGGGUCUGAAGUCCGUUUUUCGAUUCUUGCCCAUUCAGGAAUGGAGUUUCCAUUGGAGCUCGACCCAUGGAAGUUACUGAAAACACAUAUACUGUCAGACUAUGUAAAUCAUGAGGGGCACGAGUUAACAUUGCGCGUGCUAUACAGGUUGUUUGGUGAGGCAGAAGAAGACCGUGACUUUUUUACUUCGACAACUGCUACAUCUGUAUAUGAAACUUUUCUUCUCCAAGUGGCAGAAACACUGAGAGAUUCUUUUCCAGCUUCUGACAAAUCUUUGAGUAGAUUGCUUGGUGAAGUCCCAUAUCUGCCAAAGUCGAUAUUUGAAAUGUUGGAGUCCUUAUGUUCUCCUGGUAGUAGUGAUAAUGAUGAUAGGGAGAUGCAGGGUGGAGAUCGAGUUACCCAAGGGCUGAGUACUGUAUGGAGCCUGAUUUUGACGAGACCUCCUAUUCGAGAUGCUUGCCUCAAAAUUGCUUUGAAGAGUGCAGUUCAUCACUUGGAAGAAGUACGAAUGAAAGCUAUACGUCUGGUGGCGAAUAAGCUUUAUCCUUUAUCAUCCAUAUCUGAAAAAAUCGAAGAUUUUGCCAAGGAAAUGUUGCUAUCAGUUGUAGGUGAUAAUCAAAUUGAAGUGGAAAAAGAGGCUGAUGGAAUCCAUGCUGAACUACAAAAGGAUGAGAAUCCUUCAAGUGAAAAACAGUCGGUGAGUUUGGCAGUUAAAGAGAUCGCCGUUGGUAAUCAUCAGAACUCAGCAUCUGAAAGCAUUCCAUUGUCUAUGAUAGCUGAGGUGCAACGUUGCAUGUCCCUAUAUUUUGCAUUGUGUACAAAGAAACAUUCCCUUUUCCGGCAAAUAUUUGAUGUCUAUAAAGGCACAUCCAAGGCCGCAAAGCAGGCAGUUCAUCAUCAAAUCCCCUUACUUGUUCGAACUAUUGGCUCGUCCAGAGAGCUCCUUGAUAUUUUAUCAGAUCCACCAACUGGAAGUGAAGGGCUUAUAACUCAGGUUGUGCAUACACUUACAGAUGGAACAGUUCCUUCUCCGGAUUUAUUAACUACUGUUAAGAGGUUAUACGAUACAAAGCUAAAGGAUAUAGAUAUUCUUAUUCCAAUAUUAGCAUUCCUCCCAAAAGAUGAGGUUUUACUCCUUUUCCCUCAGCUUGUUAAUGCACCUUUGGAUAAGUUCCAAGUUGCGCUUACUCGUGUUCUUCAGGGGCUAAAUCAUUCUCCACCAGUGCUCACUCCAGCCGAAGCACUAAUUGCGAUCCAUGGGAUUGAUCCUGAUAGAGAUGGAAUUCCAUUGAAAAAGGUCACAGAUGCCUGCAAUGCUUGUUUUGAGCAGCGGCAUAUAUUUUCUCAGCAAGUUCUGGCCAAAGUCUUGAAUCAGUUGGUUGAGCAAAUUCCUCUUCCCUUGUUAUUUAUGCGCACGGUAUUGCAGGCAAUUGGUGCUUUUCCUUCUUUGGUGGAAUUCAUUAUGGAGAUCCUUUCCCGUCUUGUAAGCAAGCAGAUAUGGAAAUAUCCAAAGCUGUGGGUGGGAUUCGUGAAGUGCGCUCUUUUGACAAAGCCACAGUCUUUCAGUGUUCUGCUUCAGCUACCUACAGCACAGCUUGAAAAUGCUUUAAAUAGAACUCCUGCUCUCAAGGCUCCCUUAGUUGCCCAUGCAAGCCAACCUCACAUAAGAUCUUCGCUUCCAAGGUCUACCUUAGUGGCUCUUGGCUUAGUGUCAGAGCCUCAAACGUCUAAUCAGACACAGCCAACUCAAACUCAGACUGCAGAGACAGGCAAUUCAGAGAUGGAAGCAGCGACGGAUAAGUCGAAAGAAUCAUCUACUGCCAGUUGAAUUGAGGACUUAAAACUUUCAUUAGGAUGAUAAACUCGGUGAUUCAGACAAGACCAUGCUUUUUGGUUCAGGAAAUUCAGCACCUGCUUCUAUCAGAAGAAUAUGGUCUUCCAGAGAAUCAAUGGUGAAAUCAUGAUGGAAAAUAGGAAGCUGAACCAUGGCCGAGUGCCUCCCGCCGGUCUGCCGAUGGAGCUUUUCUCGAGUUAAUUGAAUUGUUCGAGUCACCUUGUAUCAUAUUGUGCUAUUCAUAGUUUAUUAGUAAAGAGGGGCCAUCUGCUUUCCGAUACACAAGUCUCUGGGCAUAUCUUACUUAAGUUUCUCCAGCUGAGCAUGUUGUAGCUUUUUUCCUUUUACUUUUUCUUCUCAAGAGGUAUCGUCUUCUAUCCUUCUAUAUUUUUACUCAUCAAAUGUAAUUCCUUAUCAGUAGGAUGACAAUGUUGCUAUUUCAUCAUAUAGUAACUCUGCAAGAGAAUUACAGGAAUUUUCAUUUAAUUGUUGCAUCAA
Sesamum indicum (sesame) is the source of this 4731-nucleotide messenger RNA. RefSeq names its product HEAT repeat-containing protein (gene ESP4). Lineage: Eukaryota; Viridiplantae; Streptophyta; Magnoliopsida; Lamiales; Pedaliaceae. The record is from RefSeq and is a predicted model, not a curated record.